GAAGAAGUCGAGAGAGACAGAAGAAGAAGAGAUCAAGAAACAGAAGAAGAGAUUGAGCUAGAGACAGAAGAAAAAUAAAGAGAAAAAGACAGAAGAAGAAAAGAUCACACACACACACACACACACACAGAAGAAGAAGAAGAAGACUAGAGAGAGAGAGACACACACACACACACACAGAGGCAGCAACACACAGACGCCAUCGCCCCAAAACAAACCUGAGCUCCACCUGUGUUACCUACCCUACAGGUGUGCUCGGGGGCCCCAGGUGUGUCAUUGGCGACUCUUAUGGACCAGUGAGCCUCGCCCUUCGCCGGCAUGCCCCCCAAGACCCGCAAGGUGGCCGUCAUGGGCUACAGAAGUGUGGGGAAGUCAUCUCUCUGCAUCCAGUUUGUUGAUGGCCAGUUUGUGGACAGCUAUGAUCCCACCAUUGAAAACACCUUCACAAAGAAACUCAAGGUGCGAGGGCAGGAGUACGGGCUGGAGCUGGUGGACACUGCCGGCCAGGAUGAGUACAGCAUCUUCCCGGCCCAGUACUCUAUGAACAUCCACGGCUACGUCCUGGUCUACUCCAUCACCUCGGAGAAGUCCUUCGAGGUGGCCCAGGUCAUCUACGACAAGAUUCUUGACAUGAUGGGCAAAGUCACGGUUCCUGUGGUGUUGGUGGGUAAUAAGAAUGACUUGCACCUGGAGCGUGUGGUGAGCACUGACCAGGGCCGCCGCCUGGCAGACCACUGGAAGGCUGUGUUCCUCGAGACAAGUGCCAAGGAGCAUGAGGCGGUGAGUGACAUCUUCACUCGAGCCAUCCUGGAGAUUGAGAAGGCCGAUGGGAACCUGCCGAGCGGUAAUGGCUGUAGUAUUUCAUGAAGACUCUGUGAUAUAGCCAGAACCUUUAUCGCCACCACCUCUCUGACAACUGAUUUGGAUCUUGAAAACAAGACUUUGUACAUGGCUUAUUCUCUUCACGGGCAACAGGACCCAGAAAUUUGUGUUUACUUUUGUUGCAUCAGUUCAUUAUGGCCUUGCCUGUUGUGAGUAUGAGCCAGCCCACUGGACCCUAGCAGUGCCCUUCUUGUCUGUUGUAGGAUAAAGGCCAGUGGGUGUGGCUAACCAUUCAAGGCUCAGGUAUAUACAUAGACAAAAACAUUAGGUGGAUUCAUAUUAGGGAACACAUCUCAUCCACUGCCUGAAAUGGUGGAUUUUGUACACUAAAGCCUGUCUUUCGGGGUCUGGCUUUGAGGAAUUGGAAGGUUUGUGUGUGCGGUUAGGGAAUCACGAUAAUCAAACACCUACUUCAUGGUCAUUGCCUUGCAACACACCAGUGGAGGGCCCCGCCGCUCACUGCCCCGUGUGUUUAGGAAAGUCGUAGUAGCUCUUAUUUACUCCAUUCUUCUCUAAAUUGUUGGUCACAAUUUCAGAGGAAAGCUUUUUUUAGGAAAUCCAUCAGUGUUGGGUACAAUGAUGAUGACCAUAUUGGAAUUCCACUUAAGUUUGUAGAAAAUAUUUACAUGUGGGGGUGACAUAUUUGUUAACUGAUAACUUACAUUUUAAGUACGUGAUGAAGAUUACACAGUUGUGGAAGCUGAGCUAACAGUGACGUAGCUGGGCUAAUAGAAUGUAAGGCAAUAAAUUCGUAGAAAAAUA
Eriocheir sinensis (Chinese mitten crab) is the source of this 1644-nucleotide messenger RNA. It is a transcript of the gene Rheb, whose product is annotated as GTP-binding protein Rheb homolog. The transcript has 5 exons. Gene Ontology annotation, molecular function: GTP binding; GDP binding; GTPase activity. Lineage: Eukaryota; Metazoa; Arthropoda; Malacostraca; Decapoda; Varunidae. Gene Ontology annotation, cellular component: plasma membrane. Gene Ontology annotation, biological process: small GTPase-mediated signal transduction. The coding region runs from base 319 to 867 and encodes 182 amino acids. The record is from RefSeq and is a predicted model, not a curated record.